Messenger RNA from Colletotrichum truncatum, 969 nucleotides. RefSeq names its product NmrA-like family protein. The record is from RefSeq and is a predicted model, not a curated record. Lineage: Eukaryota; Fungi; Ascomycota; Sordariomycetes; Glomerellales; Glomerellaceae.
AUGGAGCAGCACAUUGUGAUUGUUGGCGGCGCGGGAAGCGUUGGCCACUCCAUCGUUGAAGAGCUUGCCAAGUAUGGCAUAUACAAGAUAUCAGUCUGGACAAGAAAAGAGAUAUCCACCGCCGUCAUCCCUAAUGGAGCUCAAGGUGUUCAAGUGACCGAUUACACGGAUCACGAUCAACUGGUCAAACUACUGACUGGCGUCAACACCGUGCUGGCAUUCAUUAACCCAAUGGGCGAUCCCGGGAAUGCGACGCAGAAGGCACUAAUCGAUGCCUGCAUUGCUGCGAAAGUGAGGAGGUUUGCUCCUAGCGAGUGGGCUGGGAAAACGUACACUUCGAUUGAAAUGUAUAAACACAAGGCCGAAGUUUUGGAUUACUUGAAGGAAGUAAACAAGGAGACUACGGUACUGGAGUACGGCUUGUUUCAGCCCGGCUUGCUGAUGGACUACUUGGCCCACCCGUAUCCACCUUCCAAGCACACCAACACGUUUGCUCUCCUCUUUGAUCUUUUAGGUGCUCGUGCUGUCGUCGUUGAGGAUGGUUCUGCCUCAAUGUGCUUCACUGCUGCAGCCGAUGUAGGCAAGGUUGUUGCCCGUGCUAUACAAUCUGACGAGCCUUGGCCGGUGGAGGGUGGGAUAGUAGGCGAGAAAGUGACAAUGUCGGAUCUUGUAAAGAUAGGCGAGAAGGUUACCGGAAAAAGCUUCGAGGUCCAUACCGUCAAGGCUGCUGAUCUUGAAGCCGGCGAGUGGAAAGCAACAUGGCAACCAACGUUCAACGAGGCUUUAUCAGCUGGGGACACCAAGAAGCUUGUAGUCCCGUUCAUCUCAGGCUGGGCGCUUGGUAUAUACAAAGGUUUGAUUGAUCUUGAGCCAGACUGGAACCGCCGUUUCCCAAACAUCAAGUUUACAUCUGUGGAGGAAAUGCUCAACGCCGCCUGGGAGAGAGCAAAAGCGGAUGUGAAAGCUUAG